Emericellopsis cladophorae is the source of this 1860-nucleotide messenger RNA. RefSeq lists its product as uncharacterized. The coding region runs from base 1 to 1860 and encodes 619 amino acids. The record is from RefSeq and is a predicted model, not a curated record. The transcript is spliced from 3 exons. NCBI's taxonomy places the organism in Eukaryota, Fungi, Ascomycota, Sordariomycetes, Hypocreales, Bionectriaceae.
AUGGACAGCCUCCAAGGUUGGCUCAUGGUCCCUCCGGACCGAGGGCAGAUUCUCAAUCGAGCAGUGUGGAAAUCACGAUUUGUUCAUGUCGGCCGACGACCUGCUCUGGUCCGCGAACAUCAGCCAAGCGCAAGCUACUCCCAGAUCAUCACAACCUCGCGCAUCGUGAGCUCCAGCAGCAAACAACCGCCUCCGCCUCCGCCUCGCCCGCAAUCAGAGGAAUAUUACAUCUCCCUCUUCAAGUCAAAGGACGACACAGAGGCUUAUCAGCAAUGGCCCGUCAGCUCGAUCCUCGAAUGUCAAGUCCAGACCGUGGCGCACCGGAAACAAGGCCCAGUUCUGCCUACUCUCCUCGUCACUCUGGUCGACCGCGAACGCAAAAGACGAUCGAGUCGUGCCGGCUUCAUACCGACAGGCAAAGAGCCAAACAACCCGAUGUUGUGGUUCCGUAUACCACCAGACGAGCAGACCCCUUCUUUGCAGGAAUGGGCCAGAUUUAUCAUGGCGCUCAAGACGCCAAUGAGCCCCGAGGACAGUCCAAUCACUCCCACCUCAUCCACACAAGCAUUCUCCCCGAGACCUUUCGACAACGUGGACUAUUUUGCCCGUCCACACAGUGGUGGGAACCGCAUGGCGAACCGCGCAUUGCAAAACUCAGCGUCGACGGCUAGUUACUCCACAGGGACCCGUGAGCGUCCCUUGACAUUCAGCUCGGGUUCACCAAGCUUGAAGUCCAAGAGGAGCGACGUCUCCUCCCCGUCGAGCAACUAUCCCAUCCAGCAAAUGGCCAACUACACCAUUGGUGGCCAACACUAUACCACUGUGCUCCCCACCGACCUGCCUUCGCCGGUGAACACUACAGGUGACGGCCACGGCGACUUCGGCGGCUGGACUAUGGCGCAGGGGCGUGAAUCCGUGAGCUCACCGCAUCAUGGACGGGGAAGCCUCAGUUCACAGAUGCAGCCGCCGUCCAUAGCCGAGUCCAGCUCACCACCUGGACCUCGUGAGACUAUCCUCGACCGGGCUUUUGUCAUGCGGCACCAGAAUAGCAAGGCUGUUGAGGUCCCUGGCGAGGAGAAACUCAGCUCCGUCGCUCGGUUUGACGCAUUGAUGCGUGAGGCUGAAGACAGGAGACAGCAAAGACAUAUGGCCUCUCGGGCGCAGGCCCAACAAGGUCAGCUGCGCAGUACAUUCGAAGCUGACGAUAGCUCUGAAUCAGACUCUGAAGCCCACGAUGACGAUGACACUGACUCGGACGACGUCAACUUCUCUGACCUACAGGCGCCUGGCGCAGCGCCUCUCAUGACACCCUCGACUAAGCGAGCUCUUCAGCACUUAACGGGCCGGCGCGACCCUUCAGACUCUCCCAGCUCACCCCGGCCAGGCAUCGCUAGGAACCCCAUCUCCUUCCAUUCCGAGGCAGCCUUGCCGCUGGCCCAUGCACCACCCGCGCGGCCGCACACGGCGCAUGAUAAGAUGCGUCGUGAUGCCCAGCGGGCGCAGAGCACCCAGUACCUUCCUUCGUCCUUCAGUACAGACCUUGCCAGCCACGCGUCGGAGUCGUCCACCCCUCGCCAGUCGAGUUCCACCACCAAAAGGUUGAGUUUCACCGAAUUCACCAAACGUCUGUCGAGCACCAGUAGCUUAUUGAUGGUCCAGACGAACGCUAGCCGGGGGAGUAUCCACGAGGCCGAUGUCAAUGCAUCAUCACCCAGCCCAAGGACGACGCUGAGACCCUCACUCUCUGGCCACGCACCCUCUCGAGAUCGAAUACGCAGCGACGAUAUACCGCCGGAGAAUCGCUGCAGCUGGCGCAACAACCUUGGUAUCGUCGUGCCCACGGAAGGAGGAUUCUUCUGA